GGAGCGAGAGCGAAAGUACUCUUUGCGAGUAUCACAGGAAAAGAGAGAGGGGAAUAAAAAGGGAGAAAGAGAGAGAGGGGGAGGGAGAGAGAAAGCAAGAGGUUGGUGGUGGACGAUGAUCCAAAGAAUGGAAGAGCAUGCGCGCGUGGGAGUAGUACCUUAUUCGUCGUAGAGCUCCCGCCAAGGCUUUCUGUUAACUACGAACUGCCGAUGGAAAAGGUUCCUUGCUAUGUGUCAAAAUUUUUCACGUGAACCGAUGAUUCCAUCAUUUUCUUACGGAAGUUAAUUAAGUACGUGAAGAUUUCUUCGAAUUUUCAAUAAUCUUUAUCAAUCUUCUAAUCAAUAAUCUUUGUUAUUUCCACUUUAUCUCUUUACGAAUAUUAUAAUAAUUCAUAUUAUACAAAGAUAAUUUCUUUGAAGACUCGUUAUGAUAUAAUGUGUUAUUUGUGAUGUGAAAGAAGAUUCGAAAGAUGGAUCGCGUGCUUCUUGAUCCUUAAAAGUGAGAGGGAUCAAAGAGGAUAUGACGAAGACGUGAUAAAUGAAAAAAAUCAAAGAAGAAAAAUAAAUGGUGGAGAGGUUGAGAUCGAUAUAAUCAUCAUUGGAAGUGACUAAGAUCGUGAAUGAAUAUCGUAACCACGUGGUUAAGUGAGAAAGUGGCACGUGGGAAAAUUUCGUUGAAAUACGCGCGUUUCUCUCUCUCUCUCUCUCCUCUCUCUCUUUCUCUCUCUCUCUCUUUCUUCCUCUCUCUCUUUCUCGCGUUCAAAAAUGUUGUUGGAAUUUCGUUUUGCUAUUUCUCGUUCGGUUCAUCUACACGACGUGAAGAUUGCAGAUUAUGAAAGAAGAUAAGGCUCCAGUAAUUAGUGAAUGUUCGAUUAUCGCAUGCGAAUAAUUAAAAAAAAAAAAAAAAGGAAUUAUUCUGUAAAAAAAGAAAUUUGAAUUACGGAGCGUAUGAUGAUUCGAGUGGACAAUAACGUGAAAAAGAAGUUGAAGUAAGUUGAGAAGACGAGUAUUCCGAUAAUUGGAUCAGACGAACGAAUAAGUAGAACGAUACUUGGACAGAAACGGCGAGCUAUGUAGAGAGAAUCAACGAAGGAAAUUCCAUAAGUAUUCGCAAACAUACUUCAAGCCGAAAAUCUACAGGGAAAUAUUCGUUCGUAUCAUGGUUUAACAGUGGUGAACACAUUUCGAAAGAGAAACCGAGAGAAGUUUGAUAAGUAGCGUUAGAGUUUCUGAUAGUGGGAAUAAUUAAUUCGUGCUAAUUAACGCCCCAAGGACAAAGAGAGGAAACGGGAGAACAACCGAAAGAAACAAAAGAGAGAGAGAGAGAGAGAGAGAGAGAGAGAACAAGCGAUAAAAAAGAGUUCAGUUUCAAUUUUAGCAACUAUUUUAUCAACGAGAAAAGAAAAAUUUUUCAGUUUGCAUUAAAAACAGAAAGAAGAAAUAGACGAAAAAGAAAAGGACGUUUCACGAUCGUUAUAGGAUAAAAAUACACGAGAGUUUGUAUGGGCGUAUUUAUAGGAGGGAGAGCUGUGAUGAAAAAUUAAGUAGUUUCAAUUAACAGUGAAGAUUAGAAAUUACGUCGAGAUAUCGUAAAGAUAUCUUUUUCUUUCAGGGAAGAAAGUAAAAAUAAAAAAAGGUAAAGAGGGAGAAAAGUGGCCGUAAUAGAAAAGUUAAAAUUGCAAAUCCUAGGAGUUUCAUCGUCCUAGGUAAAAUUACAGUAGAGGGGAAACCUUAAUAAAGAAUCCAAUAAGUUCAAUUACUACUUGGAUUAUAAAUUACGAGAAAAGAGGAGAACGGUGUUCCGAGGUCAGCUCUUUUCUCUUUUCUUUUCUUUUCUUUUUUUUUUUUUUGUUUUUUCUUUUUCUUCUCUUUGAAAGACAAUCGGUCCGCGCGAAAGCGUCGUAGAUUUUUCUCCGGACAAAUGUCAAGUGAACGAUGAACCACUCGAGGGUGCAGGUGCGCAAGUGGGCCGCCACUUCGGUAGGUGAAUCGUGCUCCAGGUGCGGAAAGUGUCUGACUAAAAUGCAGCUGAUACUACUGGCGGUGCUACUCUACUCCUCACCGACGACAGGACAGGAUCCAAAAAUAGUGAGAUUGGACGUGCCAACGAUUGCGGAUCCAAGAUGGGAAGAAGUCACCUUGCAGUGCGAGUACGAUCUAGGUGGUAAAGAUCUUUAUUCGGUGAAAUGGUUCAAGGAUGAAGUCGAAUUCUUCAGAUUUAUGCCAAGCUCUACUCCAGUUAGCGAAUAUUUUCCCAUCGAAGGCAUAGUCGUGGAUAUUGCUCAAAGUAAUGGACGACAAGUUAAGUUACUGGGACAAUCGAACAAUCGCGGAGAAAGAAUAAAUCUUGCCGGAUCUUAUGGAUGCGAGGUGUCUUCGGAGGCUCCGAGUUUUCGUAUGACAUAUGCCGAGGCAAAUAUGAGCGUCGCAGUGCUACCGACAAAACCGCCUGUUCUUGACGGAUUUCGACCUUAUUACGAGAUCGGUGAGGUUCUUGAAGUAGCGUGCACAUCUGCAUUGAGUUACCCAUCAGCAGUGCUAACCUUUAUUCUCAAUGGCAAGGAGGUAGACAGAGCGAAAACGACGUAUUUACCAAUUACUGGAUACAACGAAGAGAUCCUGAUAUCAGUCUCACGAUUGAGUUUCUCUAUGCGUUUGGAACGGCAACACUUUCCUGGAGGAACUCUUCACUUGGUCUGUCAAUCUUCCUUACCAGACAUACCGAACGUACGAGCCUUCAAGACAGAAAAAACUGCUACGUUAGCGGCGAGUAAUCAAAGACUCGCUCAAGAAGCUCCGAAGUCGGCUUCGAGUACAAUUCUCGUCCCUUCGUUCACAAUGCUAUUGUGCUUCCUCCGAAUUAGUUGGAAUUAGCUUGAUUGGUCGAUCGAUCGAUUGUACUUGGUACUUUGAGUUUUAAGAUUGAAAGAUCUAUCGAAACAUUUCCUGAUCGAUCAUUCUUGAUCGAUCUAUGUCUCUACCGUGAUAACUUCUCUCGUUUGUGUCUAAUAUCGUGCUAAUCAAAAUCGAAUUCACGAUGCUUCUUGUUCUUAGUAAUCGUCGCGAAUAUAAUAAUAUUCUCUAUUAAAAAUUAGUGAACCAAAUGAAAAUGUGUUUUAUUUUUAAGGUCGUACGUUUUAUUGAUUCUUUAUACAAAAAUAUGCUAUCGGGGAAAUAAUAAUAAUAAUAAUAAUAAUAAUAAUGAUAAUAAUAAUUAUAAAAACAAAAAACAAGAAAUCCAAUUACGGAGAAACGUCAAAAUUAUUCGAACCGUUGAAAAUAACUUACGAAAUAAUCAUUAUUUUGUAAUAUUUAUUUAUUCGUUCUGAUAUAAUCUGAGGCUAAUUAUUUGUAUACACGAAUACACAAUACGGCGAUAAUUCGUUAAUCACGGACCAAGCAAUACGAGAUUCAGGAAUAUUCAUUCAAUGUGCCAAAGGCAUAAAUUAAAUCAAAUUUUUGAUGUUUCUCUAUACUACCUUGUGCCGUGAAAGCAAAUCGUAAUAAAUGCUAUUCUAAUUUGACUGCCAAUACUUUUUCAUUAUUGCGUAUUCGACCUUAGCUAGAUAAAUGAUAUGUUUAUAUCGGAAUUUUUCAAGGUUAUAUCGCAUCGCACAUACAUACCUACAUAUACGUUCAUAUUACAUAUAUUAUAUAAUACAUAUAAAUAUAUAUAUAUGAAAACACACACACACAUACACACAUAAACAUCGCAUACACAUUACGCGCAUGUAUGAAUAAAAUGGCGAAAAGAAAUAAAUUAAGCCGAGAAUUAAAAGAACGAAAAAUGUUGUAAAUAGUGUACGAUUGUGCGUAUAGAUUUUGUCGAUAAUCGCGUUGAAACGAAAGUCGGAAAAAAGGAAUUAGAGGAACAAUGAAAGUAAUUAAAAGCAAAAUUUAAAAAGCAAAAAUAGAAAAAGAAACGAAAAAAGAACAAAAAAAAAAUAUGUUUACAGAUAAUUAAGCGUAUAUUAUAUGAAAAAAAGAGGACGAAAAGGGGACGAAAUCUCCUUUUGUUUUCGUCGAAGAUUUCACACAUACGAAUAUAUAUAUAUAUAUAUAUAUAUAUAUAUAUAUAUAUAUACACGUAUAAUGUUUAUGUCGUAUUCACACUUAUUUUACAAGAUACAAAAACCUGUCAACUUACCAUCGAUUGAAAUGUCUGCUACCAAUAAAGACGAUAAUAUCUCAUUAUUAAAAAAAAAAAAUAAAAUAAAUAAAUAAAUGAAUAAAAAAAAAGAAAAAAAAACCGAAAAAAUCAAUAAAAACAAAGAGAAAAGUAAAGAAGGAAUCAAUGAAAAAGACCUCCGUCAAUGCCUCUUUGCAAUGAAGCCUCCCUUUCCAAGUGCUUUUUUCCCCCGAACUUAAUUAACUCAUCUCCUCUCCCAUCCACCCUAUUUCUCCCAAGUAAUUAGCUCUAUAGAUUAGCGUUUGAUUUAUUUGUGAAGAAAGGAAGACGAAGCGCGUCAAUGAUUGGAGAAGUUCUAACCGCAAAGAUCAGGUAGUUCGCGCACGCAACGAGGAGAUAAGAAUGUGGAAUAUUAGCAGUGAUAAGGAUGAUAAAGAAAAGAGAUAAAUAAAAAACUUAAGGAUGAGAGAGAGAGAGAGAGAGAGCAAAAAAGGAAAGAAACAAUAAAGUCGAAAGGAUUAUAUGAGGCCAAAGGGAAACUGCUCGUGGCCAUUGCAAUCCCGUCGUACUUAUAAGCCGCUCAGAUUCUCGAAAUGAGUUAGUUUUCUCUUCCACUAUGCCCUAUCAUUUUCCAACCCCCCCUCUCUCUCUCUCUCUCUCUCUCUCUCUUUCUGUCUGUCUUUCUCUCUCUUCUCUCUUCUCUUCACUUCUCUUAUCUCUUUCUCUCUGUCUUUCUCUUUAUACCUCUUUUGGAUUCGAUCUAUCGGCGCAACUCGGCUCUUCCUUCUCCUCGACUCGAUUUCCAGAUUAAUUAAGGAUCGCUGGUUUGAAAGGACGCCCUCGAGAACCUUUAAACGAGGUCGAGUGUCCGUUUGGGAAGGCGUAACGAGCGUCGAUCCGAGUCGGUUUCACGAGACACCGAACUCGAUAAUGACAUUUUCCAACGACGAAGGUAAGUCGAUCCUACCAUUUCCCGUCUGCAGAGAGAGGGAGAGAGAGAGAGAAAAAGAGAGAUAGCGAAAACGAAAGCGACACAAAACUACGUAUAACACUCUCUCUUUCUUUUUCUCUUUCUCUAUAUCUCUUUUUCUCUGUCUAUCUCUCUCUUUCUCUCUGUUUGUCUUUACCUUCACACUCUCUGUGUUGAUGCAAUUUUGCGCGAUUGAUAAUCUGUUGGAACCGAAGGCUGUAUCGAGUAGAUACGCGUUCAAAAAAUAUACAAAAAACGAACUUAUCAAAAAAUUCGUGUCAGUGGCGACAUGAGAUCUAUUUGAUUCUGCUAUUCGAAAGACUAACGGAUAUCCUGCUUUUUCGUAAAAUCCCAUAAAGCUGAAAAUAGUGAGAGGGGGAGAGAGAGAGAAAGAGUGAGAUAAAAGUAGUCCCUUCAGUUUCCUCUAUAGAUAGGCGUCAGUAAAUAAUCUUUUUCGUUAUCCGCGCGAAGAAUACUUAAACACGAACAGAGUUGUUUGCUUCUUUAGGAUCAGUCGUGAAAUUUCUCUGGCUCGUACGGUACUGUGAAAUUGUUGAAAGAAAAAAUUCGUGUCGUCUCUCAUCAUUGGAAAUAUGAAACACGCUUUGAAUUGGUAGAUGAAUGACUCGGUAGGAUAACGGAAUCGAUCCUGAUCGAUAUCAUUCCAGAAUAGGAACUUUGAAGUUUUGCGAAUGUACGAAAUCCCACAUACGUACAUACAUACAUACAUACAAAAAUACACA
Vespa velutina is the source of this 5842-nucleotide messenger RNA. RefSeq lists its product as uncharacterized. Bases 1936 to 2874 code for a protein of 312 amino acids. NCBI's taxonomy places the organism in Eukaryota, Metazoa, Arthropoda, Insecta, Hymenoptera, Vespidae. The transcript is spliced from 4 exons. The record is from RefSeq and is a predicted model, not a curated record.